Messenger RNA from Geosmithia morbida, 1341 nucleotides. Its product is annotated as lysyl-tRNA synthetase, class II. The coding region runs from base 1 to 1341 and encodes 446 amino acids. Gene Ontology annotation, cellular component: mitochondrion; cytoplasm. Gene Ontology annotation, molecular function: ATP binding; lysine-tRNA ligase activity; tRNA binding. Gene Ontology annotation, biological process: mitochondrial lysyl-tRNA aminoacylation. The record is from RefSeq and is a predicted model, not a curated record. Lineage: Eukaryota; Fungi; Ascomycota; Sordariomycetes; Hypocreales; Bionectriaceae. The transcript has a single exon.
AUGCUCGAAGCCGUCACUGGCAUCGCAACACGGACGUCCCAGGGCGAACCGACUCUCAAGGCCGUUGAGCUCCCCGAGCUUCUGUCUCCGGCCAUGGAGCAGAUUCCCGAUGAGCUCACGGACCCCAAGACGAAGAUGCACAACCGCCACGUCGACAUGCUCGUCAACAAGGAGGUCACGGACGUGCUGAGGAUGCGCGCCGAGAUCACAAAGUUUAUGCGUGAGCAUCUGUACGCGAAGCGCUUCCUCGAGUUCCAGACGCCUAUCCUGUCCCAAAACGCCGGCGGUGCCGUGGCCCGCCCCUUCGUCACAACGGCCACGGAGUUCAGAGACAAGCACUUGGCCAUGCGCAUAGCGCCGGAGCUGUGGCUCAAGCGUCUCGUCGUAGGCGGCGUCGACCGCGUAUUCGAAAUCGGCCCGUCCUUCCGCAACGAGGGCAUCGACGCCACGCACAACCCAGAAUUCACAAUGUGCGAGUUCUACAGCGCCUACAGCAACCUCGCCGACCUCAUCAACGAGACGGAGGAGCUCCUCGGCGGCCUGGCUGAGCGCGCGGCGCAGCUGAUAGACACGGAGCUCACAUCUCUCCCCCGUCUCGACAUGGACCGUUUCAAGAGGCCCUUCAAGCAGGUUGAGUUCGUGCCCGCCCUCGAAGACGCGCUGGGCUUCCGCCUGCCCAAGCUGAGCUCCGAGGAUGCCCUGCCGGAGCUGCUGGUAGCCCUCAAACUGGCCGACGUCUCCGUUCCCGGCGAGGUGCCCUCGACACUGCCCAAGCUGCUCGACCGUUUGGCCGCCAUGUAUCUGGAGCCGCAGUCAUUCGAGCAGCCCGUCUUCAUCACACACCACCCGUCAUGCAUGUCCCCUCUGUCCAAGAGCUUCGUCUGCCCCACCACGUUCCAGCUCGUCUCGGCCCGCGCGGAGCUCUUCGUCGGCGGCCGUGAGCUCGCGAACAUGUACGAGGAGGAGAACGACCCGGAGGAGCAGAAGCGCAAGCUGGCUACCCACAGGAACCUGGUCAACAAGCCUGACGGCAGCGUGGCUAUCGAGGUGCCACCGCAGUCGCACCCGCAGGACGAGGCUGAGAUUGAGGGCAUCGAGACGGAUGUCGACGGCGAGACGUCUCCACUCGACCAGAGCUUCAUCAAGGCCCUCGACUACGGUCUCCCCCCCACGGGAGGCUGGGGCUGCGGUGUCGAGAGGCUCGUCAUGCUCUUCUCGGGCGCCAAACGCAUCAGCGACUGUCUCAGCUUCGGCACCCUCAAGAACGUCGUCGGUCUGUCGGCCGAGAAUGAGGACGACAGGAAGCUGAAGCAGCCCGCCAACACAAACGGCAAGGCUUAA